Messenger RNA from Leptidea sinapis, 1540 nucleotides. It is a transcript of the gene eIF3e, whose product is annotated as eukaryotic translation initiation factor 3 subunit E. Gene Ontology annotation, cellular component: nucleus; cytoplasm; eukaryotic translation initiation factor 3 complex. The transcript has 9 exons. The record is from RefSeq and is a predicted model, not a curated record. Bases 114 to 1451 code for a protein of 445 amino acids. Gene Ontology annotation, biological process: translational initiation. Gene Ontology annotation, molecular function: translation initiation factor activity. Lineage: Eukaryota; Metazoa; Arthropoda; Insecta; Lepidoptera; Pieridae.
UUUGUCACCUUGUCAGUUUGGCGGAUGGAGUGGAAACUGGAAUACAGAGUGGAGAGUGGACACGAGUAAUUUUGUGGUUAUUUUAAAGUUUUGGUGGUCUAAAUAAAAUAAAUAUGAGUUAUUCCAAGUUCGAUUUAACAUUUAAAAUAGGCCAGUAUUUGGAUCGACAUCUUGUGUUUCCAUUGCUGGAAUUUUUAGCUGCUAAGGAGACAUAUGAUCAGUCUGAGCUGCUGCAGGCGAAGCUAGAGAUGUUGAGUAAAACUAAUAUGAUUGAUUAUGUUAUAGACAUAAGAACUUUACUUUACCCUAAUGAGAAGACUCCUGAGGAUAUCACCACACGAAGAAGUUUUGUUUUGUCUCAAUUACAAGAGUUACAAGAUGCAGUCGAGCCAGUCCUACGACUUAUGCAACGAGAUGAUGUUAUGAAGACUGUUGAAACAAUGAGAGACCCUAAAACUCUUAUAAACUAUUUGACCACCAAUAAAGAAUUUGAGUUCAAAAUAGAGAUGAUUGACAGUAUGUAUUGCUUGGCUAAAUACCGCUAUGAGUGUGGAAACUAUCUGGAGUCAGCUUCAUACCUAUACUUUUGUCAAUUAGUAUUAUCGCCAACAGACAAGAAUUAUCUAUCAGUUCUUUGGGGCAAAUUAGCUAGCGAGAUCCUAGUACAGAACUGGGAUGCCGCUUUGGACGACUUGACGAAGCUACGUGAGUUUAUCGACAACGGUGGCGCGGGCGCUACGGCAAGCAACAUGCAAGCGUUGCAGCAACGCACUUGGCUGGUCCACUGGUCUCUAUUCGUCUUCUUCAACCACGUGAAGGGCCGCGAUCUAAUUAUCGAGAUGUUUUUGUACAAACCACUGUACCUAAAUGCGAUUCAGACAAUGUGUCCACACAUUCUCCGUUACUUGGCGACGGCUGUUAUCAUCAACCGAUCGCGCAGGAAUGCGCUGAAGGAUCUUGUCAAAGUCAUACAACAGGAGGCUUACACAUAUAGAGAUCCAAUCACUGAGUUCAUCGAACAUCUCUACGUGAACUUCGACUUCGAGGCCGCGCGCAGGAAGUUAAGCCAGUGCACUGCAGUACUCUCUAAUGACUUCUUCCUUAUUGCUUGCCUGGAAGAGUUUGUUGAGAACGCAAGACUGAUGAUUUUCGAAACAUUCUGUCGGAUUCACCAAGUCAUAAGCAUAGGAAUGUUGGCGGAGAAUUUAAGUAUGCAACCAGAUGAAGCAGAAUGCUGGAUAGUAAACUUGAUUCGCAAUGCGCGGCUAGAUGCGAAGAUAGAUUCAAAGUUGGGUCAUGUAGUGAUGGGCGCCCAGCCACUGUCGCCGUACCAGCAGCUCGUUGAGAGAAUUGACUCGCUGGCAGUGAGGUCGGAAGCAUUGACAUCAUUGGUGGAGAGGAAACAGAAGACACGUAAUCAAGAUAUCCGCUGGGGAGCACAAGAAUUCUAGAACUGAAAGAUACUAAGUCUCUAUUUGAACAUAAUUGUGGUCAAUGAACAUUUUUUGUAAAGGUCAUAUUAUAAUAUUCACACCAGUAA